Messenger RNA from Humulus lupulus (European hop), 1375 nucleotides. RefSeq lists its product as uncharacterized. The record is from RefSeq and is a predicted model, not a curated record. Bases 621 to 1166 code for a protein of 181 amino acids. The transcript has 6 exons. Gene Ontology annotation, molecular function: protein binding. Lineage: Eukaryota; Viridiplantae; Streptophyta; Magnoliopsida; Rosales; Cannabaceae.
GCACCGUUUCACUGAUAUAAAUAAAUAAAUAAAUCCGUGGCCACAAGUCACCGCAACAAAGUGCAAUCCCCAUGAUGCAAGCAACAUGCAAAAGCAAGCAGUUACUGUAGAACCGCCAUAUUGCCACGUGGAAAAGCCAAGUGAAACGUGGCACGUAUCUAUUGGUGAUUGGAACAGACUCCUACUCACGCAAAGCAGGAAAAUGCCACGUGCCCAAGCUUCACCAGCUGUGUUGUCACUUGUCACUCCCAAUUUUGCCUUUUUUCGCAAUCUACGUCUCUCUCUCUCUAAACCCAGCCAAAAGAAACCUAUCUCUCUCUCCUCAAUGGCGCGAACCGGAGGGCGAGAAUCGCAGGGAAAGAAGAGGAAGCGAGAGAGAGAGAACCAGAAGAAGCACGAAGAAGAAGUUGUUCAAAGGAAGGAUCCAUUGGAGGUUUUUGGUACGGACAUAAUGUCGACGGUACUCAGUUAUCUCGACGCACACAGCUUGGCACCCUCUCUUCUCGUCUCUCGUGCCUGGAACGGCGUCGCUUCCUCCGAUCGCCUCUGGGCCUCGAAGUAUAUUUCAGUUUGACUUCAAAUUAUGCUAGAGUACAGAGAGAGGAUAUAUACUUUCUUUCAUGGGAGUCUUCACAGGCUUUCAAUACUUUCUUUCAUGGGGGUCUUCAUGUGAGUGCGAGGAAUUGUGGCUUCACAAAGCGCACAUACCUUGCUUGUCUCAAACCCCGGGACUAACGAAGUUGGCCGCUUACUCCUUAUCUUUCAUGGAUGGCAAGCGAGCACGCAUUACGAAGUAUGAUCUGUGCGACCAUGUUUGGGAGGUGCAUUUCAACAAGGCAGCUCCAGAAUACUGGCGUAAUCUCGAUCCUUACUGGAAGGGUGGUGGGCCUCUCCUCCGCCGGUACUUCCAUCUCGAUGGGAGCCAAACAGCAGAUCCCGGUGACCCAACAUGGGGCGGCCACGAAAGCUGCUAUUGUACUGUUACAAGUUACCUUGGGGAGGAACAGAUCAGGGAUCACUAUGUAAGAAUAAACAGAUGGCCAAGAAUGAAUGUAUAUAGAAAGCAGGACUGGAGCUGGAAGAUGUCCAACCACCUCUAUUGCUACUCAAGCAUUCCUGACCCUCAUAAACAAGGUGGAACUGGACCACCAUUUUCAGUUGUGUAAGUAUACGUUUUGCUCCAAGUAUGCUUAGGCAUAUCUGCCAUCACUAAAAGGAUUUGCUGAUAAAUCAAAUGCAUCACUAUUAGAACUUAGUGUUUUUUUUUUCUUUUUUCUUUUUUCUUUUUGUAAAAGCUGGGAUGUUAACCAACCUUUUGUCAUUUUUGCUAAGGUUCAAUGAGGGCUCCCCUCUUUGAUGGUGGUUUUUUUUAUCA